Molecule: messenger RNA, 2062 nt
Organism: Monodelphis domestica (gray short-tailed opossum)
Lineage: Eukaryota; Metazoa; Chordata; Mammalia; Didelphimorphia; Didelphidae
Gene: SMIM15
Product: small integral membrane protein 15
Source: RefSeq, a predicted model, not a curated record
AGCUCGGCCCUGGCCCCCGCCCCCUGGCCCCGCCUGCGCUCAACUCUAUGGCCGAGCGGAAGAAGCCCGGGCUUCCUUCUUCCCGUUUCCGGUCGGUUCGCUGAGCCUGGGGGAGCUGGAGUCCUGCAAAGAAGUGUAAAACCUCAAGGUCCUCAAAAGUGUCAGGAAUGAUCCUGCUGUAAAGUCUUUGGAAAGGAUUUUUCCAAGGACAGCUACGGAGAUGAUUGAUGUAAAAGCCUGGGCAGAGUAUGUUGUGGAGUGGGCUGCAAAGGAUCCAUAUGGCUUCCUUACUACAGUGAUUUUGGCUCUGACUCCACUUUUUCUAGCAAGUGCAGUACUGUCUUGGAAACUGGCAAAAAUGAUUGAGGCCAGAGAAAAGGAGCAGAAGAAGAAACAGAGACGUCAAGAAAACAUUGCAAAAGCCAAACGGCUAAAGAAAGAUUGAGAGAAAAAUCAGGUUAAGAAGAAAACCCUUCUCAGUGAAAGAGUCUACAGUUAGAGAAAAAUCAUUCAACAUUAUGCAGUUUUCAAAGAAACACUAGGGUGCUUUUGUUGUAUUUUAUAACAGUGUUAUCUUAUCCAACUAAAUUUGGCCAUGUGAGAAAAUUUAAACUCUAACCUCAAUGCUUUAACUAGUAAUUUUUUCAGCUUGGGUACAGAAGUUUGUUGGUGCCUGUCAGCUACUGUAUAAAUGAACAUUUAUACUGCAAAUUCUUUAUAACUCAAGUUUGCCAUUGCUUUUUGGUAGCCCAUGCUCUUAAGUGAAUCUUAUGUUAGAAAUGAAAAUGAUUUAAAAAUAUGAAUGAUCAUCUCAUAACACCUUAAGUUUGGGAUCCUGUUUGUGGACAAAGAUUUGGAAUAUUGAAAAUCAAUUUUUUUUUCUCUUUUAGGGGGAUGAGAAAUAUAUUCUUCAGUUAUUUUUUUAGACCAUUGUUUUUGUGACCCUUCGAUAGAUUUAUGAUUCAUUGGGGUGUGUACUUGCUCUACCAGUACAGUUUAUAUCCCUUGCAUGUUUUCCUCAUCCUCUGCAAUGGUUGUUGAUGUCAUUCCAUAUUUUUUUGAGAGGAGCCACCCAGUGGGUGUCUUCCUCUGGUUCUUUUAAUAUUGGUGCUUGGGCUAUCUGUCUUGUCUCAUUCUCACUCUUAAACUAGCCUACCUCCUUUUCUGAUUAUGCAUGUCCUUAUGAUGUACUUUAUGCUACCAUACAGCUCUUAUUCACAAUUGUUUCCUUAAUAUGGAAUCAUUUUUGAGAGCAAAAGCAAAUCUUGAUCAUUUUUGCAUUGUUAAUGUCAGCUACACUUGAAAGAUUCUGGCAAUGUGAUUGUAAGACAUUUCAUAUUUGAUUAAUUUUAAUACACUAUAGAAUUGUCCCCUGCUUUCUUUUUUAAUUGCAUAGCAUAUUAUAUAUUGUGCAAAUAGAACUAUGUGCAGUUAUGAACACUGCUAUCCACCUUAGGAAUCACCUGCAGAGGAGAAUUUACAAUUGCUAUAAAUAUGCCAGACUUACUGGGAUCUGACUUAUUCAUGUUCGUAUUGUACAUAACAGUGAAUUGAUAAAAUGUUUUGUCUGAUGAUUCUUCAAAUACAUACCUUUUUUUUAAUCCAUUAUUUUAACCUGUGUGAUAACAGAUCCAGUGUAUCCAUAGGUUCAGAUAACUCCACAUUAAAGGGCAGUUUCCUGAGGCAUCUUAAAAACAGGCCCCUAAACCAAAAUAAAACCCAUUUUUAUAUGUGCUGGUAGAAUGGGGAAAAAAAACCACCCUGAUAUGUAAACUAAAUGGGAAUGAAAACAAGUUAAUUGUUUUUAAUCAAAAAGCUAAAAUAAGACUUCUCUUUUGAAAAAAGGAUUGUUUGAUUGAUUUAACCUUCUUGUAUGCUUUUAUGACUAUUUAAUUGUUAUGAUCAUUUUUUCCUCCUAAAUGAAUUUAAAGUUUUUAAAGUUUAAAGUUAAGGUUUAAACUUUUUAAAGUUUUAAAUUAAAGAAUUUAAAGUUUUAAAAGUCUAGUAAUUCUAAUUUAAGAAAUAAAUUAGGAAUAUAAAUAAAUUUGAUACUUUUUUAAGA